Myxocyprinus asiaticus (Chinese sucker) is the source of this 3026-nucleotide messenger RNA. Its product is annotated as sialoadhesin-like. The transcript is spliced from 7 exons. Lineage: Eukaryota; Metazoa; Chordata; Actinopteri; Cypriniformes; Catostomidae. Bases 564 to 1499 code for a protein of 311 amino acids. The record is from RefSeq and is a predicted model, not a curated record.
CACUUUGCUGUUAGGAUGAAAAGCAGGUUUGCAAAUGAGGAAGGAAACAGGCUACUCUUCUUUAUGUACAAUAAACAGUGCUACAUGAUAUUUAAUUAUACCUGUCAUUUUAACUAAUUUUAUUUAGAUGCAUAAAUUGAAGAAUGUUUUACACAUUAUAGACUUGUUGGGUGGUUCAUUUAAUUUUUUUUAUUUGUUGAUGUUAACUGAUUUACUUGAAACCACAGUCCAGGAAAGGGUUAACCUCCAAUAUUACUGUGUCAGAAAACAUUUGCUUAAUAGUAAAGGUGCACGAGAUCAUUCUAGACUUCUGCUUUUCUUUGAGUGACAGACUGUACUGCUGUAGGUAAGUCUUCUCUGUCAAAUAGUUUUGUAUUCAGUUUAUGAGUUAUUAAAAAAUGCUCACCUUGUAGGUAAUAGAUGAGAAUGCAUAUAAAAAAUUCAAAUUAGGGGACAUAAACACAUUUUAAGUGUCUAAAAAUUUGUAGCAUCCAUGUGUCACUCUAGAAUGCAUUCACAGAUUGAGAACUCAAGUGUUUUUAUGUGUUCUUAGAACAUUUGAGAUGUCUGUCUUUAGAUUUGUGCCUUUUCUGUUCUUCACAUCUAAGCUGUUAGAUUCAUCCUCAGAAAUGCCUACAUAUAAUGCAGUAUUGCCCAAGAAUAUAACAGCACUGAGCCGUUCUUGUGUGCAGAUACCUUGUAAAUUCAGCGUGUCUGAUUUUGAAAACAAAUUGAAGAAGGCAGACAGUACAUUUGCUUGCUGGCUAAUGAAGACACAACAUUUUGACCUAGACAAACCAGACAACAUAGUUUUCAAUGGUAGUCAAAAAAUCAUCAGAGGAUUUAGUCAUAUAGAGAUGCUUGGAAAUGUUAGUCGGCAUGAAUGCACCACUGUUUUCUAUGACAUCAGGAAGAAUCAUUCAGACAAGUACUACUUCAGACUGCAAAUGGAGCCAAAUAAUGUUUUCAGAGCAACAUUUGCAGACAGUCCAGUCAACAUUGUUGUCUCAGAUGUGCCAAUGCCACCUGAACUUAAACCCAAAGAUUUACAGGAAGUGAUGGAGGGCACAACAGUCAAUGUUAGCUGCUCUGCUGAAGCCCCCUGUCCCAAACAACCUCCUACACUAUCCUGGUCAAACAUCACCAAAUCUGCCAUCAUUACAACACAGUUACAGGAGAAACCUUAUAAAACCCAGUCAGUGUUUUCCCAAAUGACCUUCAAUGCUUCUUACGUGGAUCACAGAAAGAACAUCUCCUGCACUGUUACAUAUCCAAGAAAUACAUCUAAUGACACAACUGUGGAGACCAACAUGAUGCUGCGAGUUCUGUUUCCUCCAAAGGAAACUCAUAUCAUCAUCAAGCCAUCUGCUUCAGUCUCUGUUGGCACUAAUGUGACUUUGACCUGCAGAAGCAAAGCCAGUCCAUCAAAUGACAUGAACUACACCUGGUACAAACGUGGAGAGCAGAAACAUCUAGAUUUUGGAGAGCAAAUGACCUGAAAUGCAAGUAUAACCAGUGGAGGCUGGUAUUUCUGCAUGGCAAAGAACAAACAUGGAUCCCAGAAGUCACAAGAGGUCCAGCUGAUCAUGGAAGGACCAUCCGAAACGUUCAUACCUUUGAUCGCAGGCUGUGUCGGAGGAGUUUCAGCUUUACUCAUGUUGUUUUUACUGGCAAUGAUUUUCAGAAGAUUACUUCGAGCAAAGGCAUCCAAUAAAUCCAUUGUUUUGGAAUCUGACCUCUCAAAUCAGGACCAGAAAAAAAAAUUGCAGAUCAGCUCGAUUUAUGCCAAUAGUGCUUUCAUGACAAGUGAGGAGCGAGAGAUGCCAAAAGAUGAGAAUGAUGAAAUCCACUAUGUAGAGAUUGACUUUCCAAACCUCAAAACCAACUGCACCCCAGAGAAAAGCUCAGAUGAAGAGACUGUAUAUGCCUUGGUUUACAGCACAGAGAAAAAGAUUAACCAGAAUUAGUCUGCAUCAGAUAAACAUAGGUUAUGAAUGAACAGUAGUAUGUUCUGUCAGAUUACAAUUGUCUAAUAUGAAUUUUGUGCAAGUGUAUUGUAGGAAGAUAAUUUUUAGCAACUUUAGUUUCAUUUGUAUAAAAAUCUGAAUUUAAAUAGGAUUUUCAGUGUAUAGCACAAAACAUUUAUACUGUAUUUCCUAUCUGUGUAAUAUUGUUUGUUGUAUGUCUCACUGGGCUGAUAUAUUCAUUAUAUCCUUCUCUAGACAGAUUGUCACAUAUUUUGUGAAGCUAGUCUGUGAAGGCAUAAUGUUUGUCAUUUGGAACGCAGUGCCUGUCAAAAACAAAAUUCUUCCCGUUCAACAUUAAGGCACACUACAGACUUAAAGUGUGCAUUGAUAUAUGGCAGUCCUUAAAAUCACUCCUGAUAUAACACUUCUUGCUGAAACAAAUGCGCUCCCAGUAAAGACAUGACAUGUAAUUUGAUUUGUUUAAAAAUAAUCUUUCCAUGAAUGCAGGGGUGUACUUCUGUGCGAUUCAAGUUUAUUUACACGUGCAGUAUAUGUAUGUUUUAUAUCUACACAGGAUGCUGGAUACUAUUAGAGAUGUAAAAUGCAUAAAGCUUGUUUUAAGCCUUCGCCACUUAUCCUGUCAUUUUCCUUCUCUAAUUUGUUCUUAAUUUAUUCCACUGCUACUGUAUUUCCUGACACAGUCAGCAUCUGAGUGAUGAGGCCCUGCAUGUCUUUUAAAUGUAAUUGUAUAACUGUUUUGACCAAUGUCAGCAUUAUAGAAAAUAUUGUGUAGAUUAGUUUUAUAUAAAUGUGGCUAUUUAAAUAUGAUUGAUUAAUUUUAUUUUUCACAUUACAUUGGAGCCAGAAAAGAAGGGCUCUGGCAGAAAAAAAGAAAAGGGCUAAUGGAAGAGAUUUCAGCCAGAGCUUAUAGUGCCCUUAAACAGUGAAGUUAUUUGAAAUUGAGGAACACAAAAUGUGAACAAUAUUACCCUUGUAAUUAACUUGCUUCAAAGUUUUUAAUAGUAUAUAUUGUAUUUGCUGCACUGUCUUAAAUAAAGA